Messenger RNA from Hemicordylus capensis (graceful crag lizard), 3111 nucleotides. RefSeq names its product cholesterol 24-hydroxylase-like. Bases 137 to 1648 code for a protein of 503 amino acids. Gene Ontology annotation, biological process: cholesterol catabolic process. Lineage: Eukaryota; Metazoa; Chordata; Lepidosauria; Squamata; Cordylidae. Gene Ontology annotation, molecular function: iron ion binding; heme binding; cholesterol 24-hydroxylase activity. The transcript is spliced from 15 exons. The record is from RefSeq and is a predicted model, not a curated record.
AAGCUUUAACUAGCAAUUUCACUUCCACCGCUCCGACUUUUCCUAGGCAAGAGCGGAAAGGAGUCAGCGGGCAGAGAGCGGCAGAACCUGGCAUCGCGACCGCUCCCAGCCGGAGAGGCGCUCUCGGCUGGGCGCAAUGGAAGCGCUGGAGGCGAUCUGGAUCCUGCUGCUCCUCUUGCUCGCGGGGGCGCUCUUGGCUUUCGGCCUGUACUGCUGCUACCUAACAUACAUCCACGUGAAAUAUGAUUACAUCCCCGGCGCCCCGAGGGCCAGCUUUUUCUUUGGUCACCUACCAAUUAUCUGGAAAAUGAUGAAAAACCAGGAACUGCUGCUUGAUCUUUUCCUGCAGUGGGCUGAGGAAUAUGGACCAAUUGUACGUUUUAAUGCCUUUCACAGAGUCUCAUUAUUGGUAUUAAGUCCUGAAGGAGUAAAGGAGUACCUGAUGUCACCACAUUACCCAAAGGACCGAAUAGUAUAUGAACGUGUUUCUUAUAUGUUUGGUGUACGAUUUUUAGGGAAUGGCUUGGUCACUGAUCGCGACUAUGACCAUUGGCACAAGCAGCGGAGAAUUAUGGAUCCAGCUUUCAGUAGAACUUACCUGAUUGGCUUGAUGGGUACCUUUAAUGACAAAGCAGAAGAGCUUAUGAAGGAAAUGGAGGAAAAAGCAGAUGGAGAAACGGAAGUGGAUGUGAUGAACCUCCUGAGACGAGUGACGCUGGAUAUCAUCGCAAAGGUGGCAUUUGGCCUAGAAUUGAAUACCCUGCAUGAUGACCAGACACCUUUUCCACAUGCAGUGUCCAUGGUCAUGAAAGGGACGGCAGAGACACGCAAACCUUUGUUCAAGUACAUGCCUUGGAACAGAAAAUCCGUAAAAGAAAUUCAGGAAAGCAUGAGGUUUCUGCGUAAUUUUGGGAAGGAGUGUAUUGAAGAGAGAUGCAGAAUCAUCCAGAACGGAGAAGAGGCACCACUGGAUAUUCUCACUCAGAUAUUGAAGAAUGCAGCACAAGAAGGGGACUAUGAUGAUGAAAAUAUGCUGGAUAACUUCGUCACUUUCUUUGUUGCAGGUCAUGAAACCACUGCCAAUCAGUUAUCUUUCACCGUAAUGGAGCUGGCACGGCAACCUGAGAUUGUGAUGAAACUUCAGGCUGAAGUAGAUGAAGUUGUCGGUGUGAGGAGGGACAUUACCUAUGAAGAUCUUGGGAAACUCCAGUACUUAUCACAGGUGCUCAAAGAAGUAUUGCGAUUAUAUCCACCAGUUUCAGGCACUAUCCGUUGGACAGCAAAGGAAAAUGUCAUUGAAGGAGUCAAAAUUCCAGCAAACACCACCCUGAUUUUCAACACAUACCUCAUGGGGCGCAUGGAAAGGUUUUUCAAGGAUCCACUGACCUUUGAUCCUGACCGAUUUAGCAAAGACCAACCAAGGCCCUCCUUUUCUUAUUUCCCAUUUUCCCUGGGACCUCGUUCCUGUAUUGGGCAGAUUUUUGCACAGAUGGAGGCAAAAGUGGUGAUGGCCAAAUUCCUGCAGAGGUUUGAAUUCCAGGUGGUUCCACCACAGAGUUUUAAAAUUUCGGAAUCAGGGACACUGAGGCCAGCAGAUGGUGUCGUGUGCAGACUGAGACCCCGCCACCAGCCUGGCCGUGGAGAUUAAAUGAAACCUUGACUGUAGGAUGUUGUCCACUGCAUGUUAGAGUUUCUAAUGGAGAAUGCUCAAAGUGCAUUUCAUAGACUAAAUAGUGCUGGAAAGGCUGUUUGUGGCAUUUGAACCAGAAUCAAUAAUUAUUUUAUAAAAUAAUUUAAGUAUGAUAUAAUUAGAUGCCAAGAUAACAUAACUGAGAAAGUUUGACCGAACUGAAAGGGCUCAGCAAAAUAGACCACAAUGAUUAAACAGAAUGACUUUUUCCCCAAAGACUCUAUUUUUGAAGCAGAAACAUUUUUGUUAAAGAUGUUUUAUAAUGAUCAGGAAAAUACUGAAGUCAGUUACGAGUUAGGUUCAUCCUACUAAACCUGCACCUCAAUAUGUUAAGAGGCAUCCUUCCGCCCAGAAGUGCUGCUUUUCCCCACAGAAGCAGCCUCAGUGUCCUGAUCCUAAUGGAGACCAGACAGCACACAGUGCAAGAGAGGCUAACUCUUUCUCCUUGCACAGUUGUCCCAUUGAACCCCUCUCCACACACCAGUGGCUCUUUGCUUCAGAGGGCAAUUUUCAAUCAGAAAACAGUACAAGCUGAAAAGGUUCACCUCCCCACUCAUAGCAUGCUCCAGUCCUGAUCAGGAUCGGGCUGCUGUGGCUGUGAAGGAGAUGGUCAUGAGACCAGACCAUAUCUGGCAGUAUUAUCUCUCCAAAAGAGUCGGGAAUAUUAUGAUCCUUAUGGACACCUGAUCCUUAUGGACCAGAGCACCUGUGGGUGAGAGGGAGGGACCGACAGACAUGGGGUAACCUUAGGAGAUCUUUUUGGAGCAUUUGGGUUUCUGGAGAAAAGCAUUUAUCAAGUGUUUUAGACAGGAAGGUCAGAGAAGUGACAGAGACUAGAGCCCUGUCCAGACGUUAGUGAGUGCAGCAGCUGUAAAAGUAGGGAGGGAGUCCUACCCUGCCACUUGGGUGCUCUUGGUUACAGUGCCGAUUGUCUGAAGGGGGAAGCACCAUAACCAUGAUGGCCUGCACUUCCAUGAGCUGUAACCUAGAGGACCCAAAGCGCUGGCCAUUAUAGUUACGGCGCUUCCUCCUCCAGACAAGUGAGGCACCAUAACCAAGAGCACCUGGUAGGAGGGGGAUGAGUGACAGUGCCAGGGCAGGACUUCCUUCCUGCUUUCACAGCUGUAACCGUGAGCACUGCUGCACUCACUAACGUCUGAAUAGAGCUUAGGGGAUAGGAAGAGGGUGGUAGCUUUCUGCUAUCAAUCAGCUUUAAGGUCAGCACUUGAAGACUGAGGCCUGAAGCUGCAGACAGGCCUAGGGUCUGCUUCAUUAUCCAUCUUGUGGAAUAAUAAAUGUUUUAUGAGACUCUUUUUAAAAACUGGUUUGCUUUCACCCUCAUGAACAACAAACUUAUCUGAGGCAAUUAAGGUACAGUGUUUGUGUGUGGGAUAUUAAUAAACCCAAAUAAUUUGUUCAAA